ACCGCGUUCGCCGGAAGUAGUUCUCCGGGCGGAAGUUUCUGAGUACGGAAGAGCGGAAGUGCCUUCUCUUCCGGUCUCUUUGGUCCCGGCGGCAGAAGCAAGAUGACGAAGGGCACGUCGUCGUUUGGAAAGCGUCGCAAUAAGACGCACACCCUGUGCCGCCGCUGUGGCUCGAAGGCCUACCACCUUCAGAAGUCGACCUGUGGCAAGUGUGGCUACCCUGCCAAGCGCAAGAGAAAGUAUAACUGGAGUGCCAAGGCUAAGAGGCGAAACACUACCGGAACUGGACGAAUGAGGCACCUAAAAAUUGUCUUUCGGAGAUUCAGGCAUGGAUUCCGUGAAGGAACAACACCUAAACCCAAGCGGGCAGCUGUUGCAGCAUCCAGCUCAUCUUAAGAAUUUCGUCUGUCAGUCAUAAUAAAUGCUCUGGUUUCAAAAA
Molecule: messenger RNA, 439 nt
Organism: Jaculus jaculus (lesser Egyptian jerboa)
Lineage: Eukaryota; Metazoa; Chordata; Mammalia; Rodentia; Dipodidae
Gene: Rpl37
Product: ribosomal protein L37
Exons: 4
Coding region: 103-396 (97 amino acids)
Biological process (GO): translation
Cellular component (GO): cytosolic large ribosomal subunit; ribosome
Molecular function (GO): RNA binding; structural constituent of ribosome
Source: RefSeq, a predicted model, not a curated record